AUGGAGUUCGUGGAUGUUUUCACCCCCGUUUUGGCCACCAUGCCGGCCACCUCUCCUCCAAACUCCUCUCUGGAGAACCAGAACUCCUCCUCCAGCCCCAGGUCUCCUCCUCCUCUGCCGCACUCCCAGGUGGCAUCUGUGUUCAUCGUGCUGGUCGUCGCCAUGAUCAUCCUGGGGACACUGGUGGGGAACGUGCUGGUGGUGGUGGCCGUGUUUACCAGUCGAGCCCUCAGGGCGCCUCAGAACCUCUUCCUGGUGUCUUUGGCUUCAGCAGACAUACUGGUGGCCACGCUGGUCAUCCCCUUCUCUUUAGCCAAUGAGGUAAUGGGCUACUGGUACUUUGGCACCACCUGGUGCUCCUUCUACCUGGCUCUGGACAUCCUCUUCUGCACCUCCUCCAUCGUGCACCUCUGCGCCAUCAGUCUGGACCGUUACUGGUCAGUGACUAAAGCCGUCAGCUACAACCGUAAAAGGACCCCGAAACGGAUCAAAGCCAUGAUCAGCAUCGUGUGGCUCAUCUCCAUCAUCAUCUCAUCACCGCCGCUCCUCAUGACGCAGCAGGAGGGCGCUCUGGAGCUGGAGGAGAACAAAGAGUCAAGUCAUCAGGAGUGUCUCCUCAUCAACCAGACUUGGUACAUCCUGUCCUCCUGCCUGGUGUCCUUCUUUGCCCCCGGCAUCAUCAUGAUCCUGGUCUACUGUAAGAUCUACCGCGUGGCCAAGCAGCGAGCUUCCACCGUCUUUGUGGCCAGGAACAUGAUGGAGCGGCAGCCGUCGCAGUCAGAGACAUGCUUCGCCGCCAGGACCUUCCACAGGAAAGGGGCCGUCUGUGACAGAUCGCCGUACGAGCUGGCAACCCCGCCCCCUGCCGACAGACUCAGCUCGUCUAAUGUGGAAAGCAGCAGCAGUCGGAGAGGUGAGCUGGAGGACAUCCACCUGGAGGAGAAGGACAGUGACGCUAAAAGCUCCUCCUCAUCCUUCACCUCUGCUCUACGCUUCCCCCGGAGAGCAGGGGGAGGAGCCAAAACCGAGGAGAAGAGGGAGGUGGAGGCGGACAGACUGCAGCUGCCGCCCCCAUCCUGCGCCUCCAUAUCCUGGGCUUCCUCCGACCUCCUCCUCCCGUCACCACUACCCCUCCGCAGCCGCCGGGCGUCACUGUCCCGGCAGAAGGUGGCUCAGAUGAGGGAGAAGCGCUUCACCUUCGUGCUGGCCGUGGUCAUGGGCGUGUUUGUCCUCUGCUGGUUCCCCUUCUUCUUCACAUAUAGCCUCCACGCCGUCUGCAGGGAGAAAUGCGUCAUCCCCGACUCGCUGUUCAACCUCUUCUUCUGGUUCGGGUACUGCAACAGCUGCCUGAACCCCAUCAUCUACACCGUGUUCAACCGGGACUUUAGGAGGGCCUUCAAGAAGAUCCUGUUUGAGACUCACAGAGCCACGUGA
Cheilinus undulatus (humphead wrasse) is the source of this 1434-nucleotide messenger RNA. RefSeq names its product alpha-2Db adrenergic receptor-like. Bases 1 to 1434 code for a protein of 477 amino acids. Gene Ontology annotation, molecular function: adrenergic receptor activity. Gene Ontology annotation, cellular component: membrane. The transcript is spliced from 2 exons. Gene Ontology annotation, biological process: adenylate cyclase-activating adrenergic receptor signaling pathway. NCBI's taxonomy places the organism in Eukaryota, Metazoa, Chordata, Actinopteri, Labriformes, Labridae. The record is from RefSeq and is a predicted model, not a curated record.